Messenger RNA from Cylicocyclus nassatus, 1347 nucleotides. The record is from the annotation of a GenBank genome assembly. Lineage: Eukaryota; Metazoa; Nematoda; Chromadorea; Rhabditida; Strongylidae.
AUGUUCAUUCCUGAAUAUGCCAAAGCAACAUCGAAUUUUGACGGGACAAAGCUAGCAAAAGUUGUGAGGAUGAACAAUAUCAGUUCACGAUACGAUGAUGACAUGGAUGGUUUCGAAGAAGGCUUGAUGACGGAGAAUAACCUAGGCUUUCGCGAUAGACUAUAUUUCGAGUACAGUAAUCAGUAUAUGUGCGAAAAGCUGAUGGCACGUCGACAAGAACUGGAAUAUCUCAAGAAUUAUGGUUUUGAUGCUGCAUUCACUGAACAAAUUGACUUUUGCGGCGUCGGAGUUAUUAGAUACCUUGGUAUACAAAAUCUAUUAUGGAUCUCAACAACACCGCUUAUGGACGCUGUAAGCUACAACUUAGGUGUCCCUUCUCCUACAUCUUAUGUGCCAACAAUAGAGGAGAAUGACAAUGGAGACACGAUGAGCUUUUGGAAAAGAGCAUACAAUAUGAUCGACCCAAAGUUUCCUCAUGUUCGUGAAAUUGCUGCCAAUGCCAGUCUUUGCUUCGUGAACGCUGAUGAGAUGUUCGAUCUCCCAAGACCAAUCAUCCACAAGAAUAUUUACAUUGGUGGUUUAGGGAUAAGUGAGCCUAAGCUAUUGAACGAGAAAUUUACCGCUUUGAUGAACAAGGGGAAGAAUGGAGUAAUUAUCAUCUCAUUGGGAACUAUUGUACCUUUUCACGUGCUGCCGGAAAGAGUGAAAAUAGGAUUUGCAAAUGUUAUCGAGUCUAUGUCAAACUAUCACUUCAUUUUAAAAGUUAGCAAAGGAGACAAUAGUACACCAUCUUUCUUCAAGGAUGUUCCCAACUGUGACUUUAUAGAGUGGUUACCUCAAAGCGACAUAUUAGCUCAUCCUCGACUGAAACUCUUUGUUAUGCAUGGCGGUAUCAAUGGGUUGGAAGAAGCCUUGUUCAGGGGAGUUCCUGUUGUGGUUAUUCCAAUGUUUGCUGACCAAUUUCGUAAUGGUCGAAACGUUGAAAAGCGUGGAGUAGGGAAGGUGAUUUUGAAACUGGAACUUUCCGAAGAUAAAAUAAGAUCCGCCAUACAAGAGAUACUAAGUGAUAAUAGUUACAAACAAAAUGCUAUGCGCAUGUCGAAGCUAAUGCGAGAGAAACCAUUCACUGCCGAACAACGGCUUGUUCGGUGGACCAAUUUUGCUGUCGAAAAUGGUAUUUUGGAUGUUCUACACGUACAAGGCUCUCGAUUGAAUUCUAUCGUUUACUUCAAUCUUGAUGUGAUAGCCGUUGUUACGUUAAUUAUAUGCUCGCUUUUGAUUGUCGUUGUCAAAUUGUCAAGAGCUAUUAGAAGAGCACUUUUCGCUAGAAAAGUUAAACGAGAAUAG